CAAUUUCAUUAUCACCGAUCAAAUUAGGGUUUCUCUUUCGAUUACAGAGUUUCACUUGUUUGGAGCCAACAAUCAUACUCUGCAACCAAAAUCCAAAACAAGAAAAAAAUGGCCUGUCUCAACGAUGAUAAGAAGAAGAAGUUUCACCUAGUCCUUGACUUGGACCACACGCUUGUCCACUCGGUACUUGUUUCGGACCUUUCCGAAGAGCAGAAGUAUCUAAUCGAAGGAGCUGAUUCAAGGUCAGAUCUGUGGAGAAUCAACAGAGAUCCACUCCCAGCGAAUAUAUGAUAAAGCUACGACCUUUUCUUCAUGAAUUUCUAUUAGAAGCCAACAAGCGUUUCAUCAUGCACGUAUACACAAUGGGUGAUUCUAGUUACGCUCAGACCGUGUUGAAGUGGAUUGAUCCGGAAAAAAAUAUACUUUGGAGAUCGAGUCCUAGCCAGAGAACAAAGUCCUUAUGAGAAGACACUCGAUCUUCUUGCUGUUGAUGAGCGUAGAGUGGUAAUUGUCGAUGAUGCGAUUGAUAUUUGGCCUCAUCACAAUAGAAACUUGUUACAAAUCAGCAAAUACAUUUAUUUCAGCGUCGGUAUUGAACUAUUGAUAAACAUCGCAGAAGAUAAGAUAGACGAGAGUCGAAGCAACGGAUCAUUGGCGCACAAAAGAUUCAAAAAGGGAGAUUGUUCGGCGACGGGAGAUCUCACGGCAAAGCACGAUUCAGCUGGAGGAAACGGAGGUGGAGGUGCUAGGUAUAAGCUGAUGUCACCGGCCAAGCUUCCGAUCUCGAGGUCGACUGAUAUCACGAUUCCUCCUGGGUUGAGUCCGACUUCGUUUUUGGAAUCUCCUGUUUUCAUCUCCAACAUCAAGCCAGAACCUUCCCCUACUACUGGUUCUUUGUUCAAGCCUCGACCAGUGCACAUUUCUGCUAGCUCAAGUUCUUAUACAGGCAGGGGGUUCCAUCAGAACACCUUUACUGAGCAGAAGUCCAGUGAAUUUGAGUUCAGACCUCCUGCAUCAAAUAUGGUAUAUGCAGAGCUUGGCAAGAUUAGAAGUGAGCCACCAGUACAUUUUCAAGGCCAGGGCCAUGGAUCCUCACACUCACCUUCUUCGAUCAGUGAUGCUGCAGGUUCCUCAAGUGAGCUAAGCCGGCCAACUCCUCCUUGUCAGAUGACACCAACGAGCUCAGAUAUUCCGGCUGGAUCUGAUCAAGAGGAAUCAAUCCAGACUUCCCAAAAUGACUCCAGAGGAAGCACUCCAUCCAUCUUGGCUGAUGAUGGUUAUAACUGGAGAAAAUAUGGUCAAAAGCAUGUCAAAGGGAGUGAAUUUCCCCGGAGCUAUUAUAAAUGUACACAUCCUAAUUGUGAAGUGAAAAAGUUAUUUGAAAGAUCUCAUGAUGGGCAGAUCACCGAUAUUAUAUACAAGGGUACACAUGACCAUCCUAAACCUCAACCUGGUCGCCGAAACUCUGGUGGUAUGGCUGCACAAGAAGAAAGGCUAGACAAGUAUCCUUCUUCAACUGGCCGAGAUGAGAAGGGAUCUGGCGUCUACAACUUGUCUAACCCCAAUGAACAAACUGGUAACCCUGAAGUACCUCCUAUCUCAGCAUCUGACGAUGGUGGAGAAGCGGCAGCGUCAAAUAGGAAUAAAGAUGAGCCGGACGAUGAUGAUCCAUUCUCAAAACGGAGGAGGAUGGAGGGUGCGAUGGAAAUAACUCCACUAGUGAAACCCAUCCGGGAGCCUCGGGUUGUUGUUCAAACUCUGAGUGAGGUUGACAUUCUGGAUGAUGGUUAUAGAUGGCGCAAAUAUGGGCAGAAAGUCGUAAGGGGGAACCCAAAUCCCAGGAGCUACUACAAAUGCACAGCUCAUGGAUGCCCAGUGAGAAAACACGUGGAGAGAGCAUCACAUGAUCCAAAAGCUGUAAUAACAACAUACGAAGGCAAACACGAUCAUGAUGUUCCCACUUCAAAGUCUAGCAGCAAUCACGAAAUCCAGCCUCGGUUCAGACCAGAUGAAACAGACACCAUCAGCCUCAAUCUUGGUGUUGGAAUCUCAUCUGAUGGACCUAACCACGCUUCCAACGAACAUCAGCACCAGAAUCAACAACUUGUCAACCAAACUCACCCAAAUGGAGUCAAUUUCAGGUUUGUUCAUGCUAGUCCCAUGUCAUCCUACUAUGCUAGCUUAAAUAGCGGUAUGAAUCAGUACGGCCAGAGAGAAACAAAGAACGAGACUCAAAAUGGUGACAUCUCGUCCUUGAACAAUUCAUCUUACCCAUAUCCGCCCAACAUGGGGAGAGUACAAUCGGGUCCGUAAAACAAAAAGUAAGCAACAUUAUGUACGGGAUCUUCUUAGGUUAGGAAUGGGACGAGGCCUUGUUCUAUAUAAUUCCUAUUUCUUCACAGAGAGCUGAUCUUGAUUCAAACUAUCUCCACCAUAUAUAUUUGUUUGUGUCACCUGUAUUGAGUUCCAAAAAUGUUAUGUAAAAAUACACAACAAGAUGUUAAUGCUUUUAUUUAAACAAGAAACAGCAAUAUUACUACAAACUAUUUCUUCUUCACCGUAAUUAG
Arabidopsis thaliana (thale cress) is the source of this 2567-nucleotide messenger RNA. It is a transcript of the gene WRKY20, whose product is annotated as WRKY family transcription factor family protein. Gene Ontology annotation, molecular function: DNA-binding transcription factor activity; sequence-specific DNA binding. Gene Ontology annotation, cellular component: nucleus. NCBI's taxonomy places the organism in Eukaryota, Viridiplantae, Streptophyta, Magnoliopsida, Brassicales, Brassicaceae. The record is from RefSeq and is marked reviewed. The coding region runs from base 760 to 2313 and encodes 517 amino acids. The transcript is spliced from 7 exons. Gene Ontology annotation, biological process: regulation of DNA-templated transcription.